GCGUCGUAAGUUGCUUGGCAAACAUUACCGUUUGUUUCAUAACAAUGCGAUUUGCAACGAAUGAAAAAAAAUUCUCCCUAUAAAAAGGUUAGAAAGUGGCAUUAAAAGCCCUAUAAAUAAUAUCGUCAGCAGUAUUUUUCUUUUUUUUUUCUUUCCAAAAGAAAAUAUUCAUCAUAAAUAAAUAAAUAAUAAUGUUUAAAUUAUUGUAAACUUGCGCAUUGUGAAAAUACGUAUCAAAUGUCUCGCAACCUGAGAGACAAUUAAGUAAUCAUGUAGACAUAACUAUUGCGAAAGGCAAAUAAUUUUCAUAAAGUAGUGACCAUUGCAUUUCAUAGAGAAUGUGCCGAUUGAUUUCAAUAAUUGAAACACGAUGUGUCACUGCAUAAAAUUUGAAUAAAAAUUUGGUGAACGUGUUUCAAACCAAAAUAAUCGCAGUAUAUUUUGUUUGUUUCGAACAGUUUGUGUGCUACGUUGACAGGCUGUUAUACUGGUACUGAUCGAAUCACACACGCGAUCACAAUACGCACACAUACAUACACACGGAGAGAGAGAGAGAGAGAGAGAGAGAGAGAGAGACGUCGUGUUUGACACAUGAAAAAUCAGCCAGUGACGUGUGUGUAGAUGUGAAUCGGAAGCUGACAGUGUGUUGAUGUUUUUUGUAAGCAGUACAGCAGCAGAGCACAGCACAGCACAGUACAGCAAAUACAAAUAAACUGUGUUGGUUCGCAGAAGGGAAAAAACAGUUCAGUGUAAAGGAAAAUUUUGUUACGAGCGAGAGAACGAGAGGAGUGUGAAAAAGUCAUUGUGUAAAAUUGAAUCGUAAUUUUCAUUUUUUCAAUCUGCGAUAAAUCGUGAAUAGUUUGGAAAAAAGCAAGUGUAAAGGAUAUGAAAAUCGUGUAUGCGUAGCUGAAAGCAGUCGAUGUCAUAACCUAUGACAAACUGCUACCCCAAAAUUUAUCUUUAGGUUUUUCUUUUUUUUCUAUUCUACAUCUGUAAGUGUAAGAAAUUAAGAUGGGUGACGUUGAUCCAGAAACAUUGCUGGAAUGGCUUUCUAUGAGUCAAGGCGAUGAGCGUGACAUGCAAUUGAUUGCUUUAGAGCAACUUUGCAUGCUAUUGCUAAUGUCUGACAAUGUUGAUCGUUGCUUUGAGAAUUGUCCACCGCGCACAUUCGUUCCAGCCUUGUGUAAAAUAUUCCUUGAUGAAUUAGCACCCGAAAAUGUGCUCGAAGUGACGGCCAGAGCAAUCACCUACUAUUUGGAUGUGUCAGCUGAAUGUACGCGUCGUAUCGUGGCAAUCGACGGAGCGAUUCGUGCGAUUUGCAAUCGAUUGAUUGUGGCCGAUUUGACUAGCCGAACAAGUCGUGAUUUAGCUGAACAAUGCAUCAAAGUUUUAGAAUUAGUGUGCACCCGAGAAGCGGGCGCUGUUUUUGAAGGUGGCGGCCUCAAUUCCGUGCUAUCAUUCAUUCGAGACUGCGGCUCACAGGUUCACAAAGAUACACUUCAUUCGGCUAUGUCCGUCGUUUCACGCUUGUGUACAAAGGUCGAACCGCAGAGUGCAACGAUCAAUGAGUAUGUAGAAAGUUUGAGCAAAUUGCUACAGCACGAAGAUCCAAUGGUGGCUGACGGCGCACUGAAAUGCUUUGCAUCGGUUGCAGAUAGAUUUAUACGAAAAGGGGUUGACCCACAGCCAUUGGCUGAACAUGGAUUAGUUAAAGAAUUACUCAAACGGUUAAGUAACGCGGCUGGUCAAACAGCUCCGUCAACAUCGGCAGGUAGUACACAGGAAUCAGCUGCCGCCUCGUUGACACCAAAAUCACAAACAGUUCCUGAAAAUGGCCGAUCGGUUCAAUCGAUUUCAACAACGAUUUCGCUGCUAUCAACACUUUGCCGUGGCUCACCGAGCAUUACACAUGAUUUGCUACGUUCAAAUUUGCGUGAAGCAAUGGAACGCGCGCUGAAAGGCGAUGAACGAUGCAUUCUGGAUUGCAUGCGCUUAGCUGAUCUAUUGCUUAUGCUUUUAUUCGAGGGAAGAGAAGCAUUAAGCCGUGUCGGUUAUUCAUCACAAAGUCAAUACACAACACGUGUACGACGUACAGAUUCGACUCACGAACGGACGCAUCGUCAACUGAUCGAUUGCAUUCGAAGCAAAGAUAGCGAGGCAUUAAUUGAAGCCAUUGAAAUGGGUGGCAUUGAUGUAAAUUGCAUGGAUGAUGUUGGUCAAACGCUACUGAAUUGGGCAUCCGCAUUCGGUACAUUCGAAAUGGUGGAAUAUCUGUGCGAAAAGGGGGCCGAUGUGAACAAAGGUCAACGCAGUUCAUCGUUACAUUACGCUGCAUGUUUUGGUCGACCGAGCAUUGCAAAGAUACUGCUCAAACAUGGAGCCAAUCCGGAUUUGCGUGAUGAAGAUGGAAAAACACCGUUAGACAAAGCACGCGAACGCGUCGAUGAGGGUCAUCGUGAGGUGGCUUCAAUUUUGCAAUCGCCAGGCGAAUGGAUGUCUGCCGGACGAUCUGAUCAAAAGUACAAUGCAUACGAUGGCACCAGUGAACCACGUGGCGAUUCCGAAAUGGCGCCCGUUUAUCUAAAGUUUUUCUUGCCAUUGUUCUGCAAGACAUUUCAAGGCACCAUGCUAGGCAGCAUUCGAAAAUCGAGUUUAGGAUUAAUUAAAAAGAUGAUACAAUACGCGCAGCCCGAUCUUUUAACGCAGCUAUGCUCUGCCCAACGGGAGAAUCUCGGCAUUCUACUUGUAGAGGUUGUUGCUAAUGUUCUUGAUGUUGAAGAUGACGAAGACGGACAUUUUGUUGUGCUUAACAUACUCGAGGAGAUUAUGCUGAAAACCGGCAAUGAGUUUUUGGAUAAUUUUGCACGGCUUGGAGUUUUCUCGAAAGUUCAAGCGUUGAUGGAUGAUGAGUCCGAGAGCGAAAGUUCGGUCAUAAAAUCGCCAACCGAUUCCGAUUUGCCAGCACAAUCAUCAUCACAGCCGUCCACAUCAGGCGCCACAGACGAACCGAGUACAAAAUGCGACGAUCAUGCUGAAGAUGCUAAGGAAAUUCUACAGGGCAAGGCCUAUCACUGGCACGAAUGGAACAUAUGCCGAGGUCGAGAUUGCUUGUACGUAUGGUCGGAUUCGGCAGCUUUAGAACUAUCAAACGGUUCAAACGGAUGGUUCCGUUUCAUUCUUGAUGGCAAAUUGGCAACGAUGUACUCAAGUGGCAGCCCAGAAAAUGGAAACGACAAUUCAGAAAAUCGUGGUGAAUUUUUGGAAAAACUGCAGCGAGCCCGAACCGGUGUACGCAGCGGAAGUGUGUCACAAAAUAUUCUGUCGUCUGUGAGUCCAUUGCGAUUGGUGGUGGGCAAUUGGUUAUUGAGCUGCCAAAAGGAUGGUCAAUUGCACAUAAAUAAUACGGAGAGUCAACAAGUGACAAUACUGCAGGAUGAAUUGCCCGGUUUCAUAUUUGAAAGUAACCGAGCUACAAAGCAUACGUUCCGUGCCGAAUCAAAUCUCGGACCCGACUUUACGUCCGGUUGGUCAACACAACGGAAGAAGAAAGUCCGUUCGAAAACCGAAGCACAAAAGGUUCAAGUGAAACACAAGGCUCGUGAUUUGUACAAUCGUUAUUUCAAAGCUGCACAAGCGGUUCCAAGAGGUGCUGUUGCUAAACUGUCACAAAUCGUCACAUUGAUCGAACAAUCGAUGAGUGAACAAUGCUCGUAUCGCAGUCAUCGGAAUCGUACUAGCGAUUGGCAAACGAAAUUGCGUAAUGCGUUCAACGAUUUGGCAGAAUUGUUACAUGACGAAGAUGGUGUUGUAAGUGCCUAUGAAAUGCAUAGUUCAGGCUUAGUCCAAGCCCUGCUGACAGUGCUUUCUAAAAAUGCAUGGGAAAAUGAUAUAUCACGGAAUAAAAUCAAUAAAUUUCACAAGCAACGCGUGGCAAUUUUCAAACAGUGCAUUCUGAACAAUGCGAAAAAUGAUACGGCUUCAAUGCUGGUCCAAAAACUAGUGGCUGUUCUUGAAAGUACGGAAAAAUUGCCCGUUUACGUGUACGAUGGUCACGGCUCUGGAUAUGGUCUACAAAUUCUGACAAAACGUUUGCGAUUCCGUUUGGAACGUUCACCUUGCGAAUCCACGUUAUUCGAUCGAACUGGACGCUCUCUGAAGAUGGAGCCGCUUGCAACAAUCGGCCAACUAGCAAAGUACCUAAUGCGAACGGUGGCAAAGCAAUGGUUCGACAUGGAACGUUCAACGUUUAUUUUCCUGAAAAAGUUACGGGAAGAUGAAAUCGUAUUUAAGCAACAGCAUGAUUUCGAUGAAAACGGCCUAAUUUACUUCAUCGGAUCGAAUGGCAAGACAACCGAAUGGGUGAAUCCAGGGCAAUAUGGUCUAGUGAAUGUCAGUAGCUCGGAAGGAAAGCAUUUGCCGUACGGACGUUUGGAAGAUAUUCUAUCUCGUGAUUGUGUCAGCGUUAACUGCCACACGAAGGACAACAAAAAAGCGUGGUUCGCCAUUGAUUUGGGCGUUUUCAUCGUACCAACCGCUUACACAUUGAGACAUGCUCGUGGCUAUGGCAGAUCUGCCCUGCGACACUGGCUGUUGCAAGGCUCCAAAGAUUCAGUGAACUGGGUCACACUGGUUACACACAAUGACGAUCGAAGCUUAACAGAACCGGGAAGCACUUGCACAUGGGCAAUUUUCUGUUCACCAGAAGAGACCGAAGGUUUUCGACAUAUUCGAAUCCAACAAAAUGGGCGCAACGCUUCGAAUCAAACACAUUAUUUGAGUUUGAGCGGCUUUGAAAUCUACGGCCGUGUCUUGUCCGUAUGUGAAGAUAUGGGAAAAACUGCCGUAAAGGAGGCCGAAGCAAAAGUGCGUCGAGAACGAAGACAAGUUCGUUCGCAGCUAAAACACAUAACUACAGGAGCAAGAGUCGUACGUGGCGUAGAUUGGCGAUGGGACGAUCAAGACGGUACAGGUGACAGUCGAGUUGGAACAGUAACAGGUGAAAUCCAUAACGGUUGGAUUGAUGUAAAAUGGGAUCAUGGCGUACGAAACUCGUAUCGUAUGGGUGCUGAAGGAAAAUAUGAUUUGAAAUUGGUCAAUUGUGAUAAUUUGCCGCUGCUCGAAGCCGGUUGUUCGUCAUCAAAUGCGCCAGUCAUGUCCGUAUCGACGAAAAAAUUUGAAAAAUCAAAUGUUCUGGUGAAUCGAAAGUCUAGUUCGACGCCAAGUCUUCCAGAGGCAACGGAAAAUCUUAACAUUAGCUCGGUAGCAUCGACCGAUCAGGCUUCGUCGGCUGACAAUUUGACAUGGAAACAAGCAGUUGAAACGAUUGCCGAGAAUGUGUUCACAUCCGCAAAAUCGGACAUUGUAUCCGGAACUGAAGAGAAACCAAACAAUCGACCAGAUGUGUCUGUGCAUGCGUUGCGUGAACUCGAACACCAUCAUGAUCUGUCACUAAUUAAUCACACGCAAAAUGCUACAACAUCAUCCGAUUUAGCUACAAUCACCGAGAACUACACAUUGGGCAGCGAAAGCAUGAAAUGUAAUGUUCCGUCGAGCAGUGCAUUUGCACGUGCCUCAACGCACUCAGAAGAUAAGUUGACAAACAUCGAAGCAAACAAUAAAAUGAAUACGAGCAACUCAGUGAAUUCGAUUAGUAAAACGCUGUUGGGUAGUUUGCGUGGCUGCACCGCCAGCAGAGUGUCACAGAUUUCGUCGGAGGCCUUGGAUGUGAUCGAUAAAAUGCGAGAAAUUCGAAACAGUACAAACAACAUCAUAUCAUCAGAGAUUUUACAAAUUCCACCGAAUGCACAUUUGGUGACAUCGGCACCGGUGAAACUGUCAUCAUCGGUUCAAAAGCACUCGACGGCCUCAUCAUCGGAUGGUGACAAACAUCGUGGCAAAUUAAAGUCAAGUCAUGGCUUAAAACAAAACAAACGACAAAUUGUCACCGUUGAUGAAAGUUGUACACCAACGACGGCAUCUCUAGUUCCGAUUGUGGUAAAUUCGAUUCAAUCUAUUCCAACGGCAACAAUUUCAAAUCCAUCCACUGCUCCGCAACCACAGACUGAGACCACGAGCACCCCUCAAGAUGAAAACAAUGCGUCAAACAGUUGUGAGGAUGUCGUUGGUAAUUCGACAACAAUGAGCAUCAGCGUGCCAAAUCUGGCUACAUCGAAUGAAAGCACGAGUCAAAUUGUACCUGUCUCACCGCCCGGCUUACUAGAAACAUUCGCUGCAUUGGCUUCAAGACGCCGCACUUCUGGCAGCAGUUUCCAAACAAAUAACCAGCCCAUUCACAAUCUGAAUCAAACAAACUCAUCAAAUGUGAACACAAGUCAACAACAAAGCAGUUUCUUCCCACGUGGUCCAAACUCUGUAUCAAGCUUAGUGAAAAUGGCGUUGUCAAGCAAUUUCCACACCGGUUUAUUGAGCACCGCUCAAAGCUAUCCUAGCCUCACUUCGUCAGCUACCAGCACAAGCACUAACAUCUUGAAUAGUUGCUCUCGUGUAACAUCGGCCAAUUCUGGACAGGCCACAUCAAUUAAUCCAACAUUAACAAUGAGUUUGACAUCGACAUCGAGUGACAGUGAACAAGUUAGUUUCGAAGACUUUUUGGAUAGUUGUCGCGGUGGGCCAACUCUGCUUGGCGAAUUGGACGAUGAAGAAGGCAUGGAAGACUCAAACGAAGACGAAGAUAAUGACGAGGAAUUCGAAGAUGUUGGAAGUACUUUGCUACAAGUGAUGGUGUCACGAAAUCUAUUGAGUUUCAUGGAUGAUGAAACUCUGGAGAAUCGUUUGGUUGCUGCUGGAAAGCGCAAAUCAUGGGACGAUGAUUUCGUUAUAAAGCGACAAUUUUCCGCAUUGAUUCCAGCCUUUGAUCCUCGACCAGGCCGUACAAAUGUGAAUCAAACGUCCGAUUUGGAGAUACCACCGCCCGGUUCAGAGAGUGACAGCAAAUCAUUGGUUGUAGCACAAAUGGUGCAGCCAUCAUUGAUCCUAAGCAUUCGUGGUCCAAACAUCAACGGCGUUGCUGAUGUUGAAGUUCCACUGUCAAAUCCAGACUGGACCAUUUUCCGUGCGGUUCAAGAGCUGAUUCAGCAAACAUCGAUGGUCAAACAAGAUAAAAUGCGUAAAAUCUGGGAACCAACCUACACAAUAAUCUACAAGAAAGCCAACAGGGAUGACGAAUUUGGAAUGGAAGAAGACAAAACAACACCGGUCGUGUCGAUAAUAUCGCCGGGUCAAAGCAGCUCAUCGACUCUAUCGCCGAAUUCACCGAUUGCAUCAACCCGUAAUCAGUGUUCAAUCGACGAUGUACUUCAAUUGUUAACGCAAAUGAAUGCAAUCAACGAUGAUCCUACAUCGUUCAACACUUCGAUACCGUCCGAAAAUCCACUGUGCGAAUUGAACUCCGACCUUUUCCUAAGCAAAAAGAUAACCAACAAAUUGUUGCAACAGAUUCAAGAUCCGCUUGUACUGUCCAGUCACAGUUUGCCGUCGUGGUGUGAGAAUUUAAAUCAAUCCUGUCCCUUUUUGUUCCCAUUCGAAACUCGGCAAUUGUACUUUAAUUGCACCGCGUUUGGAGCAUCGCGUAGCAUUGUUUGGCUUCAAUCACAACGUGACGUUACACUGGAGCGACAACGUGUGCUGGGUUUAAGUCCACGACGUGACGAUCAACAUGAUCAACAACAAUUCGGCCGAUUGAAGCAUGAACGUGUCAAAGUUCCACGUAACGAUAAUUUGCUCGAAUGGGCAAUGCAAGUGAUGAAAGUACACAGCAAUCGAAAAACUGUGCUUGAAGUCGAAUUUUCGGGCGAAGAAGGAACUGGUCUUGGGCCAACACUUGAAUUUUAUGCUCUUGUUGCAGCCGAAUUACAACGAUCCGACUUGGCUAUGUGGUUGCACGAAGACGAAAUUAAAACGAAUGAAAGCGAAGAAACUUAUUUGGCCGAAGGUGCCAAACCGAUUGGAUAUUACGUGCAGCGUGUGUCUGGCCUGUUCCCAGCCCCAUUGCCACAAAUUUCCGAGCAAUGUGAACGUGUAUCGAAAUACUUCUGGUUCUUGGGUGUUUUCUUGGCGAAAGUGCUUCAAGAUGGUCGCCUGGUUGACUUGCCACUAUCGAAGAGUUUCCUUCAAUUGCUCUGUCACAAUAAAAUUCUUUCGGACACGAGGAAACUCACCGCAUUGAAUAAGAAAUACAAUGAAGAUGUUAUGGUAUCGAGCAUCAUGUCUGAAGAAAGUGAAAUUGAUGUGUCGGACACGCUAUCAAAACUUCAACUGCAAUCCGCUUUCAAUCAGGCGGCUUGGUACGAAGACAUUUUGACCCAGUCGAAUCUUGAAGAAAUCGAUCCGAUUCGCGCCAAAUUCUUGCAAGACUUACAAGAGUUGGUUCGUAGAAAGCAAACCAUCGAACAGGAUGACACGAUUGAUGAUCAGGAAAAAGAGCAACAAAUCAACGAUCUUAAACUGGAGACCAAUUCAGGAGCCGUGUCAAUUGAAGAUCUAUCGUUGACUUUCACAUACUUGCCGAGCUCAAGCGUUUACGGUUACACAUCUGUGGAUUUGAUCGAAAAUGGAACAAACAUUGACGUUACCAUUGACAAUCUCGAAGAAUAUUGUGAUUUAACAUUGAAAUUCUGUUUGGAACGCGGUAUCGCCAGACAACUUGAGGCUUUCCAUCUCGGUUUCUCACAAGUGUUCCCAGUCAACAAGCUGGCCGCUUUCACGCCAGACGAAGCACGAAUGAUGAUCUGCGGUGAACAAAAUAUCAACUGGACACGUGAAGAUUUACUCAACUACACCGAACCCAAACUGGGCUACACUAAAGAAAGUCCUGGAUUCCUUCGAUUCGUCAACGUGUUGGUUAACAUGAAUAGCCAAGAGCGGAAAUUAUUCUUGCAAUUUACGACAGGCUGCAGCUCACUGCCUCCCGGUGGUCUGGCCAAUUUACAUCCACGGUUGACCAUUGUACGCAAAGUUGAUGCAGAUGCCGGAAGCUAUCCGUCUGUCAACACAUGCGUUCACUAUCUCAAAUUGCCGGACUAUCCCAACGAGGAAACAUUACGCGAAAGACUUUUGAUGGCAACCAAAGAGAAAGGGUUUCAUCUGAACUGAAGGUCGCACAGGCGACCAACAAAAAACCGGACACUCUCCGAAUAUAUCGAACUGGAUAAAGAUUUGAAACCAACACCGUUUAGCAACACAACUUGCCAGUCACGUGGCAUGCGCAGUAGCAUUCGGAAGAAACAACACUUUGAAAUAAAAAAUAAUCUGUGUUUUUUCCUUUCCUUUGACCUCUUUCGUUAAUUUCAAUUAUAUUUUUUUUAUAAGCUAAACUGAAGAUAUUGCGUGAUUCAAAAUCGUGCUGUAGAUGAUGAUGUUUUUGUCUCAUUUUUUUCACAGACGAAGAAAACAAUAACAUUAUUUAAAGUUUAUUCUAGGCAAAUUUCGAAUUCUUAUAGAACAGCGUACCAAUAACACACAAGUGAAAGAAAAAAGAAAAAAGAAACGCUCUAAUGAUUUUUUCCCCAUCGUACAUAACAUAUAUAUUUUUUUGUUUAACUGUUUUUUGUAGUUAAAAGCAAUUAGAAUGAAUUAAAACUCUAAAUACAAAGAAAACCAUAGAAAUAUAAAUGUAAUCAAAAAAAGGACUUUUUUGUCAGCGAGUAUAUUAUGUAGAGUGCGUUUGUAUGCGAUAAGCUGACAAAAAAAACAAUCGUGUGAUAAAUUUUGUUUUUUCUCCUUCUCACAUUAAAUUCAUUGUCAAACCAGCAAAA
Messenger RNA from Sitodiplosis mosellana (orange wheat blossom midge), 9773 nucleotides. It is a transcript of the gene Ufd4, whose product is annotated as E3 ubiquitin-protein ligase Ufd4. Gene Ontology annotation, molecular function: metal ion binding; ubiquitin protein ligase activity; protein binding. The transcript is spliced from 14 exons. Gene Ontology annotation, cellular component: nuclear speck. The coding region runs from base 1012 to 9111 and encodes 2699 amino acids. Gene Ontology annotation, biological process: proteasome-mediated ubiquitin-dependent protein catabolic process; anatomical structure development; protein K63-linked ubiquitination. The record is from RefSeq and is a predicted model, not a curated record. NCBI's taxonomy places the organism in Eukaryota, Metazoa, Arthropoda, Insecta, Diptera, Cecidomyiidae.